UACAACUGUUCAGGCUCAAGGAUAUCACCCUUCACUCGCAUUCAUACUGUUCACAGCUGUGUUAUCUCUGUAACUAUGGCAAAGGACAUGACAUUGCUAUGGGCGUCUGGUUCUCCACCAUGCUGGAGAAUUAUGAUUGUCCUGGAAGAAAAGAACUUGAAAGGUUACAAUCAGAAACUGCUUUCUUUUGAGAAAGGAGAGCACAAGGCAAAAGAGACCUUGGAAAUUAACCCAAGAGGACAGGUUCCCGCUUUCAAACAUGGCAAUAACGCUGUGAACGAAUCUAUUGCAGCUUGUCUGUACCUGGAGAAUCAGUUCAAGUCCAAUGGAACCAACCUGAUCCCUCAGAAUGCACAAGAACAGGCUUUAAUGUAUCAGCGCACAAUUGAGAUUCUGAACUUGCAGCAGAAAAUAAUCGAUGUUGUGACAUACACACGUCGUGUGCCCGAAGAAGAGAGACAUGACUCGGCUGUGAAGAGAAACAAAGAUGCCCUUGCUGCAGAACUGAAGAUAUGGGAAGGUUACAUGCAGAAGGGUGGACCAUACAUGGCUGGAAAGAGCUUCUCUUUGGCUGAUGCUGUUUGCUUCCCAACGAUUGCCCUUGUUUUUCGCCUUGGGUUAGCUCAAGAGAAAUAUCCCAAACUGGUUGGAUAUCACAACCUGAUGAAGGAACGUCCCAGUGUUAAAGCCAGUUGGCCCCCACACUGGUUGGAGAACCCUAAGCCCAUGGACAUGCUGAAGGAUCUCUGAGACUUCCACAGUGUCUGAUUGUGCCACAACUGCGCCAUGAUUGUGCAAAUUACUUGUGGGUCCAAGGGGUUUUAAGCUUUUUUUUUCUCUCUCCCUCUCAGAUACCCUUUGUAAUAAUUGGAAGCAAAAGUGUUUUACUCGAAUUACUUUGUUUGUCUAACUUGAAAAUAAAUCUGAAAACAUACCAAAAAAAUCACUCUAGGUUCUCAACACUUUUCUUUCAGUAUGGAACAAGCUUGGUCACAAGCCACGUAUGAGACAGUCACAGUGAAGUGUCACUGAUGUGCAGGUCUCCUUUACUUUCAGCAGACUUUUUGUAGGAGGCAAUGUGAGACUGUUUGUUACCUGGGGGGGUGUACCUGGGGGUCAGUAUAGUCAGUGCAGGAAAGCAUUCACAUUCCUGUUUCAACACAUUGUCUCCCCUUCUUUCCUCGUGAUACCACGAGUACAACCCCCUCCGUUACUUCUUAUUCUGUGGUUUCAGUCAUAUUUACUGGAGACCCGCUAGGGUAUUUCCUUCCAGAUAAUAUCCAUAUCAGAUUCCCAUCUCUUUUCUGUGUAGUCUCCCAGGCCCUGUGUCUCUCAUACUUUUGUUUUCCUGUGACUCAUACAAACAUAUCUCUGUUCUCCCUGCUUCAGUUCGCUUGUAAGUCAUCGUGUAAGGAGAUUUUUUUUGCAGACUAUGUUUUUUAAAUAAACAUCUCAGACAAA
Chanos chanos (milkfish) is the source of this 1461-nucleotide messenger RNA. Its product is annotated as glutathione S-transferase A. The record is from RefSeq and is a predicted model, not a curated record. Lineage: Eukaryota; Metazoa; Chordata; Actinopteri; Gonorynchiformes; Chanidae. The transcript has 6 exons. Bases 76 to 750 code for a protein of 224 amino acids.